This is a messenger RNA of Mercenaria mercenaria, 4153 nucleotides long. RefSeq lists its product as uncharacterized. The transcript is spliced from 2 exons. Lineage: Eukaryota; Metazoa; Mollusca; Bivalvia; Venerida; Veneridae. The record is from RefSeq and is a predicted model, not a curated record. Bases 152 to 2098 code for a protein of 648 amino acids.
UGAAUACUGUAGGACAACUGAAAUCAAUAUCUCUGUAGUUGUUAGAAUUUUCUCCGUCCUUAAGAAAAGAUAAAUUUUAGAAAUUGGAUUUAAAUGGGUACAUAUGUUUAUCAGGUAUUUCAGUACGAGAUAACAAAACCACAGUUUAAAGAUGAGAUAUUUAAUAAGGACACAUAAGAAGCGCUGUAUUGCCCUAAUUGUGAUAGGUACCAUUCUCAUUUAUGUUGCAAUAAACAUAUUCAUCACAUUCCAUACGCGUCACGGAAGCAGAAAACCAAGUUUUAUGCAAAAGUAUCUUUAUGCUUCAAAGCUUAAGUUUAAAGAGGAAAACAUGAGGAGUUUAAUAGGUUCCAAAUUUCAGGCAUGUGUUCAUCCAAAUUUGCCGCUAUGGAGUAAAGAAUUCAAAACUUAUUUUGAAAAGGUGAAACCAGUCAAAUGCACCGAGGACACGGACUGGGUAUACACCGGAAGUGGUAAAUUUUACAUUUCGAGGCAUGCAGUGGAUAAAUAUGGAGAGAUAACAUGUGCAUACGUACCAAUAGUGAACUCAAAUGACACAUUUAGAACUUUAAAACCCAUCGUACCUAUGCUGAAUGGAAGCGCACUUGUCUCUGAUGCAUUCAAAGUUUCGUGUAAAUCUGCAGAUGGAAAUAAAUAUGCAAACAUUCAUGCAUGCAUAGCACCAACAACAAACAGAAUACCACAUGAAGUUACACCAACUUCCGAUAGAUACAAUGUAUUAAUAUUUGGUUUUGACUCACUCUCUCGACAAAUGUUUAUGCGUUUGCUUCCAAAGACUCAUACAUAUUUUACGGAGAUACUGGGUGGUUCCCUGCUUGAAGGUUACAACAUUGUAGGAGAUGGUACAACGCAAGCUUUAUUGCCCUUGUUAACGGGAAAACGGGAAACAGAAAUACCGGAAGUGAGAAGAGGGAAGCCGGGGGCAAGACAUGUUGAUGAGUUGUUAGAUUUUGUUUGGAAACAAUACGAAAAGAAGGGCUACGUAACGCAAUGGGCAGAGGACCUUGCAGAUAUCGGCACAUUCAAUUUUAGGAUGCUGGGAUUUAAGGAUCAGCCCGUUAACCAUUACAUGCGCCCUUUUUAUCUUGCAGCCACUCCAAUUUAUCCUUAUUUUAGCAGAUAUUGCUUAGGUUCUAGAACAAGACACCAGGUUUACCUCGACUGGCUUAAAGAAGGACUAGAGACUAACAACGACAAGAACUUCUUUACUUUUGGAUUUUUCUCCGAAUACACUCAUAGCAACAAUAAUCCUGCAAUACUCUCAGACGAAGAAAAUGUCGCGUUCCUUGAAUAUCUUAGAGGUAAAAACAUUCUUGAUAAAGCAUUUCUUAUUGUAAUGAGUGAUCAUGGUACACGGUAUGGAUCUAUUCGAAUGACCGAGCAGGGUAAACUAGAAGAAAGAAUGCCGUAUUUUGGUGUAUCGGUACCUCCAGCUUUCCAAACAAAAUUCCCUGAAAAGUAUAAAACUUUUCUAAACAACACAAAAAGACUUAGUGUACCAUCAGAUAUACACGAAACUCUCUUGGAUAUAAUCGGCGAAUCAAGCACCAAAUCUGAAAUUAAUAGGACAGUAUAUUCUUUGUUUUCACCGAUACCAAAAGACAGGACAUGCGCCGACGCUGCAAUUGAGACACACUGGUGCGCAUGUCUGAAAUCGAAAGUUGUUUCCGUUUCCGAUCCAAACGUCCUAUCUUCAGUGAAGACAAUUAUAUCACGCAUCAACGAUAUUUUGCGAGGGUUUACUUCUUUAUGCCAUCUGUUGUCACUCCGGAACAUUUUUAAAUCUGUUUCUUUUGAAACUGAUAGACAUGUAUUGCGGUUCAAGAAAAGUCGAGAUGUUGAUGGUCGUGUUCCAGAUCUUAGCGAUACCUUACUUCCAGAAAUCGUACAUUAUCAAAUAACGUUUGAAACGGUUCCGGGUAAUGCAGUUUUCGAAGCAACUGCGUUCAUGAAUUUGGUUACAGGUGAUGUAAUUGCAAAUGAAAGAGAAAUAAGCAGAUUAAAUCGAUACAAUGAUGCUCCGAAAUGUAUUGAAAAGUCACAUCCGUCGCUUCGACCUUACUGCUAUUGUAGAUGAUAAUUGAUGACAGUAACUUAUAGAUAUAUUUAACUUAAACACACAAAAGGCGUAUAAUGCUCUGAAUCAUUUCUGGAGAAGUAGGCGUACCCUGUGUACGAUAAAAACUUUAAAACAACGAAUGUGUCACCAGACAUUGAUAGUAUAAUAAAUAAUUAGCGAAAUAAAAGAGAAAUCAAUGAAAUAUACACCAUUAAAUGACCCAUUUGUUAAAAAAGAGGUCUUACUAGACCCAAAUUUCAUAUCUAAAAAUUUGAACAAUUUCAACAUCAGGUAAAACAUUGUGAAAACUGUAGAAAACGUAAUAUCUUGCGUCUCCAUUCCUUUGUUGUUAUUAUACGCCCGAAGGAACGUAUUUUGGUGUUCGUCUGACCGUCUGUCUGUCUGUGUGUACGUCUUAGGGGUCAAAGGUCAUAUAACUUUGUUUCGAGUGCGAUGUGUAACUCUUAAACUGCUUGAAGGAUUUAAAAAAAACUUGUCACAAAUGUUCACCACAUUGAGACGACGUGCAGAGCACAUAGCUCGCUUCAAGGUAAAGGUCACACUUAGAGGUUAAAGGUCACAUGACUUUGUUUUGUGUUUAUGUUGCUUUGCAUUGCGGUGCUCUUGUUUUUAUUUGGCAGAUUCUUUUUUUUUUUUGUUCACUUACAAUAUUUUUUAUUGAAUUACUUCCCUUUUAUGUUACUAGAAAUAGGUUAUUUUGUAACUUUUUUAUUAUUAGCCGUAAGUAAAAACCGAGACCACUUUUCUUUGGUACAACAUGGAUGGUACCUGCAAAGUUAAGGUGUAUUUUGACACAUCUGUACCUGUUAAUAAUUUUAGUGGACUAAGAGUUUUUCGGGGAAUUUCUUCCCUUUGUUGUCAUUUUCCUGAGAACUUCAACAGUAAAGUUCUUUAAAUUUUGCUCCCAUCCUCUGAUAUUUGACUUUAUCAAAACCUUUGGGGACCUCCGUGGCCGAGUGGUUAAGGUUGCUGACUUAAAUCACUUGCCCCUCAUCGAUGUGGGUUCGAGCCUCACUCGGGGCGUUGAAUUCUUCAUGUGAGGAAGCCAUCCAGCUGACUUACGGAAGGUCGGUGGUUCUACCCAGGUGCCUGCUCGUGAUGAAAUAAUGCACGCAGGGGCACCUGGGGUCUUCCUCCACCAUUAAAGCUGGAAAGUCGCCAUAUGACCUAUCAUGUGUCGGUGCGUCGUUAAAUAAAAAGAAGGUAUCAAAAACUUUUACAAAAAAAUUCUAAGUUAAAAAGGUACAUAACUCUGUCAAAAUUCAAAUCACAGUUAUGAGGAUUGUUUUCCCGGUGUAGACUUCGAUAGUAAAUAACUAUUUUAAGUUUAAAGUCAAUAGCUUUGAUAGUAACAGAGACAUUUGACUUUAUCAAAAACUUUAACCAAAAAUUCUAAUUUAAAAGGGGGCAUAACUCUGUCAAAAUUCAAAUCAGAGUUAUAGGGAUUGUUUCUCUCGGUGUAGACUUUGAUAGUAAAUAAGUAUUUUAAGUUUCAAGUCAAUAGCUUUGGUAGUAACAGAGAUAUUUGACUUUAUCUAAAAAAUUAACCAAAAAUUCUAAGUUAAAAAGGGGCAUAAUUCUAUCAAAAUUCAAAUCAGAGCAACGCAGAUUGUUUUUCCUGAUGUGGACUUCGAUAGUAAAUAAUUAUUUUAAGUUUCAAGUCAAUAACUUUGAUAGUAACAGAGAUAUUUGACUUUAUCAAAAACUUUAACCAUAAAUUCUAAGUAAAAAGGGGCAUAAUUCUAUCAAAAUUCAAUCAGAGUUAUGGGGAUUAAUUUUCCUGGUGUAGACUUCGAUAGUAAAUAACUAUAAUAAGUUUCAAGUCAAUAGCUUUGAUAGUAACAGAGAUAUUUGACUUUAUCAAAAACUAUAACCAAAAAUGCUAAAUUAGAAAGGGGUAUAAUUCUGUAAAAAUUCAAUCAGAGUUAUGGGGAUUGUUCUUCCUUGUGUAGACUUUGAUAGUAAAUAAGUAUUUUAAGUUUCAAGUCAAUAGCUUUUGACAGUAAUAGAGAUAUUUGACUUUAUCAAAAAUUUUAACCAACGGAGACGCCG